Molecule: messenger RNA, 4878 nt
Organism: Carcharodon carcharias (great white shark)
Lineage: Eukaryota; Metazoa; Chordata; Chondrichthyes; Lamniformes; Lamnidae
Gene: nt5c2a
Product: 5'-nucleotidase, cytosolic IIa
Exons: 19
Coding region: 215-1903 (562 amino acids)
Molecular function (GO): 5'-nucleotidase activity
Source: RefSeq, a predicted model, not a curated record
GCGGUUACUAGGGUGACGGGUCACUGGGAACGGCGGUUACUAGGGUGACUGGUUACGGUGGGAGGAGAUUCUCGGAUUAGAUUGUGGCAAAAUUUGGAAGCAAUUGAAAGCUGUUCCAACUCCUUAUCCUGAAUCUGGAACUGGAAGACAAUAUCUCGGAGUGGCUCACUGGUUUGGUUAAUGCACAGCUGGGAUUCAGAUUACUGAAGCAAACAUGUGUUCGUGGAGUGAGAAACUCAAUGCUGACCUCUCUGGGACCAUGGAUGGCAGUACCAUGAAGAAAUACCGACGUGAGGCCUACCACCGAGUGUUUGUUAACCGUAGUUUGGCAAUGGAGAAGAUUAAAUGCUUUGGAUUUGACAUGGACUACACCCUAGCAGUGUACAAGUCUCCAGAAUAUGAGGCUUUGGGCUUUGACCUGACUGUCGAGCGUUUGAUUUCCAUCGGGUAUCCUCAAGAGCUCUGCAAUUUUGUUUAUGAUCCUGUUUUCCCUACCAGGGGUCUGAUUUUUGACACAUUAUACGGAAACUUGCUGAAGGUUGAUGCAUAUGGGAACAUCCUGGUCUGUGCCCAUGGAUUCAACUUCAUGAAGGGCCCAGAAAUAAGGGAGCAAUAUCCAAACAAGUUUAUUCAGCGAGAUGAUACCGAGCGCUUUUACAUCCUCAACACCCUCUUCAAUUUGCCAGAGACCUAUCUGUUUGCUUGUCUGGUUGAUUUUUUUACGAAUUGCCCCCGAUACACAAGCUGUGAAACAGGAUUUAAAGAUGGUGAUCUCUUCAUGUCGUACAAGAGCAUGUUCCAGGAUGUGCGGGAAGCUGUCGACUGGGUCCACUACAAAGGAUCUUUGAAAGAGAAGACUUUGGAAAACCUGGUGACCUAUGUUGUGAAAGAGCCUAAGCUCGCGCUGCUGCUGAGCCGAAUGAAUGAAGUUGGCAAAGUGUUUCUGGUCACAAACAGUGAUUACACCUACACCAAUAAAAUCAUGACGUAUAUGUUUGAUUUUGCGCAUGGCCCCAAGCCUGGAAGUGCCCACCGUCCCUGGCAAUCAUACUUCGAUCUGGUUGUAGUGGAUGCUCGGAAGCCACUGUUCUUUAGUGAGGGAACAGUUCUGCGUCAAGUAGACACAGCAACUGGCCACCUGAAGAUUGGGACACACACAGGACCCCUACAGCACGGAAUUGUGUAUUCGGGUGGUUCUUCGGAUAUUAUGGGUGACCUGUUGGGGGCAAAAGGCAAAGACAUUUUGUACAUUGGCGACCACAUCUUUGGUGACAUCCUGAAAUCGAAGAAGCGACAAGGCUGGAGAACGUUCCUAGUCAUUCCUGAACUUGCACAAGAGCUGCAUGUCUGGACUGAUAAGAGCACUUUGUUUGAGGAAUUGCAGAGUCUGGAUGUGUUUCUGGCUGAACUGUACAAACACCUGGAUAGCAGCAGUAAUGAGCGGCCUGAUAUCAGUGCCAUUCAGAGACGUAUCAAGAAAGUCACUCAUGAUAUGGACAUGUGUUAUGGGAUGAUGGGGAGCCUGUUCCGCAGUGGCUCCCGUCAGACACUCUUUGCCAGUCAGGUGAUGCGUUAUGCAGACCUGUAUGCAGCCUCCUUCAUCAAUCUCCUAUACUAUCCCUUCAGUUACCUCUUCCGUGCUGCCCAUGUCUUGAUGCCUCAUGAGUCGACCGUGGAGCAUAGCCAUGUUGAUAUCAAUGAUGUGGAGUCUCCAAUGGCAACUCGCAACCGUUCAACGAGCUCUAUGGAUAUUAAAGAGACUGAGUACAAACGGCACCAUCUGACCCGGUCAAUCAGUGAGAUCAAGCCCCCCAAUCUUUUCCCACAAACUCCACAAGAAAUUACACACUGCCAUGAUGAAGAUGAUGAUGAAGAGGAGGAGGAGGAGGAGGAAGAAGAAUAAGAAAAUGAAUCUCCUUAAUCCUGCUCCCAUCCCAUGAAAAUGAGAAACGGUUUAAAGUAUGUAAGAUUGAAGAUUAGUGACCUGGUUCAGAGUGGAAAGACUAUUGUGAAAUACUCAACAGGUUCAGAGGGACAGGUUUUAAUCCUGUAAAUUUGUGAAAAGAGCAAAAUAUUGAAACGUUUUCCAGUUUUUUUUGUGAUUUAUGCAAAUGAAUUUUAAUCACAAGUCAGAAGUUUGCAUUGAAUGCGAGAAAUUAUGGACAUAGACUGAACUGAAUACAGUGUCACAUCUGUGACAGUGUUGGAUGUUUCACAAAAGAUUAUAGUUGUUUGAAAGGGAAGCGAUUGAAGAAUUCAGCCUGUGAUUUCCCUCAGCUUGUCUUAACACAGCCCAAGAUUCUGACAGCACCAGCAGCAAUUUGUGUUUUAAGCUGCUCCUAACCUGAGCCUUUUAUGGAUCCGUCCUCUGGUUCCUAUGUGCUUUACACUUAUAUUUUUAUUACAGUUUAGGGACUGAUAUCCCAAGCUAUGGAAUUUGAGUAUGUGUGAGAUAGGACCUUGGUCAGGGGAAUUUAUACAUUCACUUUCAUUAAAGCACAAACUAGACAUUGUUCACCCUGGACUAGAGGAGUUGCUGUAAGGACAGUGUGUUGGAAAGGGGUUGAAAAAUGAGGCCUUAGUGAGGCUGCCUCUACUGGACAUAACAUGAUUGGGUGGUGAAUGUUUGAAUGUCUUGUUACCUGAUUCAGUGCAAGGCAGCAAGAGUUGUGAAUCUCAAGUUGGGGGUGGGGACACGACAACACCAUUUUUUGUGAAAUCACUGUGCAAUUUAUAGUUUGGUAACUUUAUUCUCCCUACUUUUCCCAACUUACAUUUCCCAUUUUGGACCCGGAAGCUGAGUAUCAGCAAUCAGAGUGCAGCUUUCUUUUCAGGGUCACUGUUUCCAGGGUGGCUUGGUUUGGAUCAAGAAUUGAUCAGGUGCAGAAUUGGAAAUUUCAGUUAAUUGAAUCCCUGAUAUGGGAAAUUUAAAAGAUUCAUAACAAUGUAGUGAUGGGGACAGUGUACAGGGAGCUUUACUCUGUAUUUAACCUGUACUGUAUCUGCCCUGAGGGUGUUUGACGCGUGAGAAUAAAUUACAUUUAAUAUGACACCAUCCAGGACAAAGCAGCCUACUUGAUUGGCACCCCAGCUGUGACCUUAACUAUUUUAAUCCUUUCACCACCAGUGCACUGUGGCAACAGUGUGUACCAUCUACAAGAUGCACUGUAGCAACUCGCCAAGCCUCCCUCAAAAGCAUCUUCCACACCCAUGACCUCUACCACCUAGAAGAAAAAGGACAACAGGUGCAUGGCAACUUGCAAGUUCCCCUCCUUCAAUGUGUCGUCUAGAUUUGUUUGAACUUCUGUUCCUCCAUUUAGCUGCUAGAUUUUACUGUGCUCCCAUUUCACUGUUUGGCUGUUACUCUUUGCCCCUCUCAGCUAUCUCAUCUUAUUGGUGAUUCUUCUCUAGCAAUCUUUGACAAGUAGGCGUUUGACAAUAGAGGGCACCAACUGUUACUGUUUGUACAGAUAAAGCAGCAGAUGAGCCCUUCUACUGCAGACUGCUCGUUGCCCAGCAGCGAGACUGUUCGUUUUAAUGAAUCUUACAGGUGAAGCAGAAAAUGGCUGAACAAAGUUUGGGGGAUUGAGUUUCAUAUUGACCAAGAAUACUGCUGAGCAGCAGUUAGGUUAUUCUAUAUAUUUGAUAUUACUUGUACUUCUAAUUGGUUUUAAGAAACAAUGUUUAUGACGCUGUUCAUUUCCUUUGGGCUCAGGGCCUGCCAUGUAUGUGAAAAUGCAGUUCAUUUUAGAUGGAGGGCUCAUUCCCACAUUAACCUUUCUCUGUGCCUGAUGUGCCAACUAUCCAAUUUUUUUCUGUUCCUUCAACAGAUGUGGUUUGGAUCAUUGUUCAGCUAUACUGCCAGCUCUGAGUAUCCUCUGUAAGGUUUCAGUGUGAAUUCUCCAGAAGUCUGUAGUAAUUGGGUCUGUUUUCCUUAAGACCCUGACUACUGAUUCUGUUGCCUUACUUUUCAGUCCAGACAUAAAAUAACCCAUAAUAAGUUGUUUGCCAGUUGGUUAGAGAUUACUAUAUUGUCUCUUGAUUUCAUGUUUUUAAAUACUUGAUUGGAUCAUUCUAUUGUUUUGCCAAAGUUGAAUCUUGCUUGUUGCCCUUUCCCUUCAGUCCGUUUGCAGCUGUCUGUCUGCCUGGUAAGCCUUCAGCCAUUCAUAGGACAAUGAUUUUAAUUUCAUUUGAGGAAAAGUGCUUUCAGCAAUUACUGUCAGUUUGAUUUUUGUUUCAUGUAAGCAACUGGCAGAGGUAAAUCAUCAAUGUUUACCAAGCAGGCCUGAGCUCUCGGCUGGGUGAGUGUGCAUUUCACAGGCCUGGUGCCAACCCAGAGUACAGCAAAGCCCAGGCAUCAUAGCUACACCAAACCAAUCUCAGAUGAUCUCUAUUGCAGCAGGAUGUGGCCCGAGUGCCACUGGUGGGGAAGAAUUGGGCCAGGUAUUUGCUCCUUAUUGCUGAAGGAGGGUGAGGACAGCUAGUGUGGAAAGGAAUGAGCUUGGUUGUGGGCCCGUCUGAACUCACAGAAACGGUUUCUUGUCUAGCUGUGGAGCUCCACCUGAGAGGAAGGUUACAUGGGAGAACUACGAUGAAAUGCUUAGUAAGGAGCUUGAACUCCCAGUACCGACUGCAUCAAAAUCCUACACAGCAGCAGUUAUUUAAAGAAUCCCCAUUAUGUGUGCUUGCUACAAACUCAGAAUUAGUUCUGGCAUUAAUAGAAAUAAAUCAAGGGGCCAAGACUGCUUCUUAUGUAAUGGUCUCUACCGUUGUAAUAUCACACUAUCUGUCCAGUCCCAGUAAAACGUGAAGAGCUUCAUUAAUUUUUUAAAAAAUGGGACAAUAGAUUUUAUUUUGAGUGUGUGUGAUUAGAAUGAU